This is a messenger RNA of Triticum turgidum subsp. durum (durum wheat), 1413 nucleotides long. The record is from the annotation of a GenBank genome assembly. NCBI's taxonomy places the organism in Eukaryota, Viridiplantae, Streptophyta, Magnoliopsida, Poales, Poaceae.
AUGCGGUCAAUGCCGGCGUCUCCAUUGCCGCUCCUGACCCUCUUCAUCAUCUUCUUGCUGCCGCUGCUCUGCUGCCCGCUCGCGGCCAAUGGAGGAGGGGCUCCGCCGCCCAUGGCUUCCUCUCCGGCGGCUGCGGCUGCGUCCACGGCCGUCGGCGACCUCGUCUCCUCCAACGGCAGCGUCGCUGUGCCUCCGGCAGCCGCGGCGCCUGCUCCCUUUGUGCUCACUGUGGAACUGGAGGAAACGCACCACCAUUUGCGCAGGCAGAUUCUCAUCGCCGUCGUCCUCGCUUCCAUCGCCGGUGUGAUGAUCGUCCUCGCUGUGCUUUUUGCCUGCAUCGCGUGGCGGCGAUAUCGCGGAGCUCCAGACGACUUCAAGGACACCCAAAGCACAGAUACCCAAAGGAUAGCAUUGGUGCCAAUCUUGAGCAGGUUCAACUCAUUCAAGGCUACCAAGAAGGGCCUUGUGGCGAUGAUGGAGUACGCGUCGCUGGAGGCGGCGACGGGCAAUUUCAGCGAGAGCAAUGUGCUCGGGGUCGGUGGAUUCGGGUGUGUGUAUAAGGCCAAUUUUGAUGGAGGGUUUGUCGCUGCAGUGAAGAGGCUGGGGUGUGAGGGGCAGGAGUACGAGAAAGAAUUUGAGGUGAAUGAGCUGGAUUUGCUUCAGAGGAUUCAGCAUUCGAAUAUAGUGUCCCUUGUGGGCUUCUGCAUUCAUCAGGAGAACCGCUUCAUUGUUUAUGAGCUGAUGGUGAAUGGAUCACUGGAAACACAACUUCAUGGACCAUCACAUGGAUCAGCUCUAAGCUGGCACAUUCGGAUGAAGAUUGCUCUUGAUACAGCAAGGGGAUUGGAGUAUCUUCAUGAACACUGCAAUCCACCAAUCAUCCAUAGGGAUCUGAAGUCGUCUAACAUACUUUUGGAUUCAGAUUUUAAUGCAAAGAUUUCAGAUUUUGGCCUUGCAGUGACAAGUGGAAAUCGCAGCAAAGGGAAUCUGAAGCUUUCUGGUACCUUGGGCUAUGUUGCCCCUGAGUACUUACUAGAUGGGAAGUUGACUGAGAAGAGCGAUGUAUAUGCAUUUGGAGUAGUACUUCUUGAGCUUCUUUUGGGCAGGAGGCCAGUUGAAAAGAUGGCACCAUCUCAGUGCCAGUCAAUUGUUACAUGGGCCAUGCCCCAGCUAAUUGACAGAUCCAAGCUCCCUACCAUAAUCGACCCUGUGAUCAGGGACACGAUGGAUCGGAAGCACUUGUACCAAGUUGCUGCAGUGGCUGUGCUCUGUGUGCAGCCAGAACCAAGCUACAGGCCACUGAUCACAGAUGUUCUCCACUCUCUGAUUCCCCUGGUGCCCAUGGACCUUGGAGGGUCGCUGAGGAUCAACCCGGAGUCGCUUUGCACGACACGAAAUCAAUCUCCGUGCUGA